ACAUCAACUGCCCAUUUCCAUUACAAAAAUGUCUUCAACAUCUGGAGCUGUAAUAAAUGGUUUAGGAUCUUCAUUUCUGUGUGCAGGAAAGAGGGUGCAGGCCCUUUGGGGUGCUAGUAAUGGAGCCAGGGUGGUAACCCCUGCAACCGGAAAGAGGAAGUUGGUUGUCGUAGCGGCUGCACCGGCUAAGAAGUCUUGGCUCCCUGGGGUUAGAGGUGGUGGCAACUUAGUUGACCCCGAGUGGCUCGAUGGAUCGCUUCCUGGAGAUUACGGAUUCGACCCGUUAGGACUAGGUAAGGACCCAGUUUUCCUGAGAUGGUACAGGGAAGCUGAGCUGAUCCACGGGCGUUGGGCCAUGACCGCCGUUGUCGGCAUCUUCAUAGGCCAAGCAUGGAGUGGCAUACCAUGGUUCGAGGCCGGAGCCGACCCGGGUGCAAUAGCCCCAUUCUCAUUCGGCUCACUUCUCGGAACCCAACUCCUCCUCAUGGGCUGGGUCGAGAGCAAGCGAUGGGUAGACUUUUUCAACCCGCAAUCUCAAUCCGUGGACUGGGCCACUCCGUGGUCGAAGACUGCCGAGAACUUUGCCAACUCCACCGGGCAGCAAGGUUACCCGGGAGGCAAGUUCUUCGACCCGUUAGGACUCGCGGGAACCAUCAAGAACGGUGAAUACAUCCCCGAUUACGACAAGCUCGAGAGACUUCAGGUGGCUGAGAUUAAGCAUGCUAGGAUUGCGAUGUUGGCCAUGUUGAUUUUCUACUUGGAAGCUGGACAAGGAAAGACACCCCUCGGUGCUCUUGGGUUGUAAAGAAAAUUAAAAACUAGCAAAAAGCUAAUGUA
Messenger RNA from Hibiscus syriacus, 837 nucleotides. RefSeq names its product chlorophyll a-b binding protein CP24 10A, chloroplastic-like. Lineage: Eukaryota; Viridiplantae; Streptophyta; Magnoliopsida; Malvales; Malvaceae. Gene Ontology annotation, biological process: photosynthesis, light harvesting in photosystem I; response to light stimulus. Gene Ontology annotation, cellular component: membrane. The coding region runs from base 29 to 805 and encodes 258 amino acids. The record is from RefSeq and is a predicted model, not a curated record. The transcript has 2 exons.